This is a messenger RNA of Penicillium nucicola, 3993 nucleotides long. Its product is annotated as CHAT domain-containing protein. Lineage: Eukaryota; Fungi; Ascomycota; Eurotiomycetes; Eurotiales; Aspergillaceae. The record is from RefSeq and is a predicted model, not a curated record. The coding region runs from base 1 to 3993 and encodes 1330 amino acids. The transcript has a single exon.
AUGGACUUUGAUCACUUCAUCACCCUUUGCGGGCGUUCCCUGUUCACGGAGGAAUACCGAGGCAAUCUAGACAGUGCAUGGGAAUUACUAGAGCAAUCAAAGCCCACUACACAUCCUGGCCCCGAGCACGCCGAGUAUCUGAGAUGCAAAUCAAUAUACUCAAUACUAACAGGCAAACUAUCAGACGCCUACCAACACCUCAGUCACCUCUAUGGUCUCCUCGACCAACUUCCUCCAGAAUGGGGUCUCCGCUAUACAAACUACACUCUAAUAGCCGACUGGACACGCCGCUACCCCCCAGCCCUGCGCUUCUACCACGAGCGCGGUCUUCCCCGCAAUUUAUGCAUGGAAGAAAGCAUCCUGGGACAAGCCGAGAUUUGGCACAAGUUCAUGAACAACUUCACAAAGUACUUACCAACCGGUGCACCGCGAGACCAAGGCCUUUGUCAGAUCCUGGGCGCUGUGCAAUUCAUGGCACCCAAUCUCAUGAGAGAUCUGGCUGCGACAUACCACCCGCUUUCGCCUGGUGGGUCACAUCAUCAGUCUACCGGAGAUCCGUACCCGGCUAUUGAGGACUUCAUGAAAAAGCUCAAUGUGGUUAAAUACCGAGAGGCUGCAGAAACGCAUGGAGCAACUGGCCUUGCGUCGUACCUUUCUCGGCUGGUUGUGGAGUUCCACCUUGCUUGUCAGAGACCGUCUGCAUAUGUUGAGUUGGAUGGAUUGUAUUCGCGGUAUGAAAACCAUGCUGAUCAGGUUGGAAUGGCGAAUUGCAGAAUGAUGAAGGGGGACAAUUUGGUCAGUCCUCCUUUUGCGAGUCCUCUUUCCUUGAAUAUUAUCAUCGUCGAUGCCUCCUCUGCUAUAGCGGAGGAUACCACUUGGGAUUCCCUUGCAGAGGACCUCACUUUUACAUACUCAUCGGAGGCUCAAGAGUGCUAUGCCUCUGCACUCACUGGAUUCCAAGAAGCAAACUGUAAACGGGGCCAGGCAGCCGUCCUGCUGAGACAGGGUUGUUGUUUGCACACGGUUACAAUUCAUCAAAAGAAUAAGAUAGCGUCUUUGAACACACUUGACGAAGCCGAAGAGAAGCUACAGAGGGCCCUUGAGCUGUUCGGCAAGGACGAGGCAAAUUUGCAGCUAGUCAAAGUCCACCAAAUCUUGCUUCAGACAAGCAAAGGAAAUACGCGCCACUCAAGGAAAAUCGCAAGAGACAUUGGACAAUGGAGUGUCAAUGCCAAAAAUCAAAUAUUCGGCCAUUACCUCGGGCUACUCAUCUCACGCUAUGCACGACAAGAAUGGUUCCAGUUCUCGCGCAUGGACACUGCACUUUCCGCUUGGGAAUGUGCAUCCGAACUUUUCGAUGCUCUUGGCGAUACAAUACCCAAGUUCCAAACCGUGGUAUCGCGCGCCUGGGUGCAAAGCGAAAUGUUCAACCAAACAGCAGCGAAGCUUUUCCUCGACGAGGCCCUGGCCAUGGUCGAUCAAGUCAGCGAGUACUACGAAGCCCGCAUCAAACGUGCUCCCAAUGAUGAGAUAGGCAGAUUGGAUCUGAAAUCGCUGCAGACUGCCAAGUUCAGUAUGUUGUGGACGUUUAGUCGGAAGGUUAGCAGUAUCUAUCUUCGGGUAGAGGACUUGCCGGCUUUUGAGAAGUGGCAGAAGAAAUUGGCUUAUUGGAUUCAGUUUGAUGAUUGUUUUCGGGAAUUCAGAGAGAGUCAAGGGGAUUAUUUGGACCGCCAUUCUACGAGGCCGGAUGUUUCUUAUGUUCCGAGACCUAGAAAGAGCCUGUGGGAAAGGACUAUGGCUGAUGAUGUGGUUCGGGUGAGAUAUGCUGCUGGUGAGAUCUCGUAUCGGCGGCUUCUUGAGGAGGGGGAUAUUGUACAGGCUGAAGAGACACUGCGUUUGUUUGUGAAUCAGUCAAUGGAUUUGGAGCGGCUUUAUGCAAGGGAUCUCUGGUGCAUACUUGCUUGUGAGAGAAUUGGGGAUUUGGAAAGAGCAAGAAUGAUUCUGGAUGGUAUCGACGACAACAAUUUGUUCGACGAAAGUCUUGAGGAGUUCAAGCAGGGCAUUGCAACCAAGUCGAUAUUUCCAACUGUUGCAGACAAUGCUUUGAGGUUCUGUGUUUAUGCUGGAGACUAUGAAAGAGGUCGGCGAAUGGCCGAUCUUAUCCUGGAAAUUUCUCCGAAGUUCUUUGAUGAGUUGAAUGAGAAUUCCCUGGAUAGCGCAUUUCGACUCUGCUACUACAGCGCCGUUCUGAUGAAUACUCUCCGCCCAGAGCGUGCGUUUUCGAUACUUCUUCGGGUAAGACAAGCAAUUGAGCUUUCCAGGACUCAGAUGGCCGAUGUCGAUGCACGCAUUGGGAGUUCCUGGGCUGGAUGGACGCGCGAGGUUUUAUUCAAUCUUGCCGUCCUUUGUCUUCGCUGUAGAAGCGCUGGGGUUCCUGUUGCUGUAAUGGCACAGUAUGAUCACGGGCAUCCAGCUGAUAUCUCGUGGGAGGAGCAUGCUCUUCUGUUCACGGAAGGCAGUCGAGCACGCGCUGUGCUUGAAUCAUUGCAGGGACAGGCGAAUCAAGGAAAGCCGGCAGAUUCCCGAGCUGGUGCACUUUCUGACGCUAUUCACAGGCGAAGAACCCUUAGAGCUUUACUUGCUUUGGAAUCUCGAAGUCCAGAGCAGGAUGACGAAAUAUUGCAACUCAAGAUGGAUAUCAAAGAUCUCGAAGACGCCGACGAAUUGUCCCCUGCGACAAUAUCCAUUGACAGCAUGAACUCUCCAGUUCACCCCCAACUCCUCUACCAAUGCAUCGAUGACAAUUCUGUGGUCAUUGAAGCAACCUUCGGCCCUCGUGGCUCCAUUGCCUUUGCACUGACUCGAGAAGGCAUUCAACAAGUCCACUACGGCCCAACACGCACAGUCGACAUGCGCAGGCCGGUCAUGAAAAUAAUGCAAAUAAUGAAAGAAAUGACUGGAUAUCAAAGCGAAGAAGAACAAGCGCGAAAGAAAGACCUCGGCCUUCUCUCCCAUACAAUAUCCGCCGAACUCCUCGACCCAUUCACCCAAACAAUAAACACGAAAAACCACAUCAUCUUCUCCAUCUCCGACCCCCUAACAGCAUUCCCUUUCUCAACCCUCCAAUACAAAGCCAAACCUCUUAUCCACCACGCAGCCAUCUCCCAAACCCCAAGCCUAACAGUCCUCUACCACCUCACUAACCGCAAACCCCAACAAACAAGCAGACCAACAGUCUCAGUAUUCGCCAAAUCCCCAACAGAAGACUCUGCAAGCUCAACACGCGCCAACAACGAAUCAAAUCUGCACAUGGCGGGCAUAGAAGCCAUAACCAUAGCCCGAACCUUCCAAACCUGGCCAAUCGAAGCCUCAGCCCUAACGCGCAACUCCUUCCGCCAACAAAUCGAAGGCGACUCUCCAAUCCUACACAUAGGCACGCACGGCGAUCUAGACCACCGCAACCCCCUCCUCUCCUCUAUAUCCCUAGCCCACGGCCAAGAUUUCCGCGUACUGGAUAUGUCAGCAGUGCGAAGUAACGUCAGUCUCCUCGUCUUCGCCGCAUGCCUAAGCGGUCUCGGCAAAGCAAGUAUCGGAAGCGAGGUCCUCGGUUUCUCGCACGUCGUCCUGAGCACUGGUUGUCAGGCUUAUAUCGGGACAUUAUGGAAAGUGAGCGAUUUUGGAUCCAUGAUGGUGAUGACUAUCUUCUAUCGACUUCUGAAGAAGAACACGGCUCUUUCUGUUGCGGAAAUUAUGCGCAAAGCGCAGCUGGAGGUAUUGGGUCUUGAUGCUGAGAAAGCUGGUGUGCUUUUAGAUGGGAUUGUGGGGGAUUGGACUGCGGCUGAUAUGCAAGGACGGGUUCCUGCGGAGUUUGUGCCUGAUGCGGAGUUUUUGUUGUUGACUUUGAAGAUGAUUUUGGAUCAGCUGGAUUGGUCGAGUCCGUUUUAUUGGGCGCCGUUUACAUUAAUGGGCCAUGGGGAUUUCUGCUUUGGGUAG